This is a messenger RNA of Aspergillus homomorphus CBS 101889, 2445 nucleotides long. Its product is annotated as choline/carnitine O-acyltransferase. Gene Ontology annotation, molecular function: carnitine O-acetyltransferase activity. Lineage: Eukaryota; Fungi; Ascomycota; Eurotiomycetes; Eurotiales; Aspergillaceae. Gene Ontology annotation, biological process: carnitine metabolic process. The transcript has 4 exons. The record is from RefSeq and is a predicted model, not a curated record. The coding region runs from base 1 to 2445 and encodes 814 amino acids. Gene Ontology annotation, cellular component: mitochondrion.
AUGUCUUACUCGUCUGUCGCAGUGCGUUAUUUCACGGCUCCUAAGCCGCUGGGAAGCGCCAUGGAUCCUGCCCGCUCUCAGCCGUCCUCUGAUGCCAAACAGAGACCGACCUCCACGCCCGUGAUAGUGAAUGGUUCGGCUAAACCGGGCUUGACGUUUGCCAACCAAGACUCCUUACCCAAACUGCCCAUUCCAGAGUUGGAGCAGACGUGCAAGAAGUAUCUCGAAGCUUUGUCUCCAUUGCAGACCCCUAGAGAACAAGACGAUACGAGAGCAGCUGUCCAGGACUUUCUCCGGUCGGAAGGACCUAUUCUCCAAGAGAAGCUCAAAAAUUACGCUUCGUCGAAGACAAGCUUCAUUGAACAGUUCUGGUAUGAUUCAUACUUGAACUAUGACAGCCCGGUCGUCCUGAACCUGAACCCUUUCUUCCUGCUGGAGGAUGAUCCAACACCAGCGAGAAACAACCAAGUGACUCGAGCAGCCUCUCUUGUCGUUUCUGCUCUGUCAUUUGUGCGAGCUGUCAGACGGGAAGAGCUGCCCCCAGAUACCGUCCGAGGCACUCCCUUGUGCAUGUACCAGUACUCUCGUUUGUUCGGGACAGCACGUGUACCCACCGACAACGGUUGUGUCAUCAGCGAGGAUCCUCAUGCGAAGCAUAUUGUUGUUAUGUGUCGUGGCCAGUUUUACUGGUUCGAUGUGUUGGAUGAGAACAAUGAUCUGAUCAUGAAUGAGAAGGAUAUUGCCGUCAACCUUCAGGUCAUAAUUGGCGAUGCGGAGCAGACCCCUAUUCAAGACGCCGCAAAGGGGGCCCUUGGAGUGCUCAGCACAGAGAACCGCAAAGUCUGGUCGGGUCUGAGGGACAUCCUGACCAAAGACGAAGGCUCCAACAAUGCGGAAUGUCUCAACAUUGUCGAUACGGCCCUCUUUGUUCUCUGCCUGGACUACACCGAACCACACAACACCUCUGAGCUUUGCGCAAAUAUGCUCUGUGGAACGAGUGAAGUCAUCCGAGGGGUGCAAGUCGGUACAUGUACAAACCGCUGGUAUGACAAGUUGCAAAUCAUUGUCUGCAAGAACGGCAGUGCCGGUAUCAAUUUUGAACAUACUGGUGUGGACGGCCAUACAGUGCUUCGGUUUGCCAGUGAUGUCUACACCGACACCAUACUCCGCUUUGCCCGCACCAUCAACGGCCAAGCACCGAGCCUAUGGGCGACUUCCAGUCCGGAUCCUUCUAAGCGCGACCCCCGGAGCUUUGGAAAUGUCAGCACCACCCCGCGCAAGCUGGAGUGGGAUAUGGCGCCCGAGCUUAGCAUUGCGCUGCGGUUUGCCGAGUCACACUUAUCGGAUCUGCUGAAGCAGCAUGAAUUUCAGGUGCUCGACUUCACCGGCUUCGGCAAGAAUUUCAUCACGUCGAUGGGAUUCUCGCCCGAUGCAUUUGUACAGAUGGCCUUCCAGGCAGCAUACUACGGGCUUUACGGGCGACUGGAAAAUACCUACGAACCAGCCAUGACCAAGUCCUUCCUGCACGGCCGGACAGAGGCUAUCCGGACCGUCACCAGCGAGUGUGCUGAUUUCGUCACCACCUUCUGGGGAGAUAAUCCGGCGGAGCAAAAGAUCAAUGCGCUACGGAAAGCGACGGAGAAGCACACGGCUAUCACGAAGGAAUGUUCGAAGGCACAGGGACAAGAUCGGCAUCUCUAUGCGCUGUACUGUCUCUGGCAACGAUCCUUCGACGAUGGGGCGUCGUCGGCAAGCAAUAGUGUUUCGGAAGGUUCCAACGGUUACACCAGUCCCGUAGACGGUGAGUCGAUCUCGUCACCCAAGUCUCCCGCGUCGAUGUCGGACGAUGGGCUUUCGUCGACCGGCUACAGCGUUCGUGGCGCGCGCACCAUGCCGGCGAUCUUCAGCGACGCUGGAUGGGACAAGAUCAACACCACAGUGCUGUCGACCUCGAACUGUGGGAAUCCAUGCCUGCGCCAUUUCGGCUUCGGGCCGACCUCCGCGGACGGCUUUGGCAUCGGCUACAUCAUCAAGGACGACACGAUCUCCUUCUGUGCCUCGUCGAAGCACCGUCAGACCCAGCGUUUGAUGUACACGCUGGAGUCGUAUCUCCUCGAAAUCCGGAAGCUGCUGCGCGCCAUCAACCAGCGACCGGCCAGUCCGCGCACGAGCCGGGCGCGCGAGAUGGAGAUGAUCGCCGAGCGGCUCCAGAGCGAUCACCGCCGGGGCCGGAUUGUCCGGAGCGACGCGAGCCAUCGGGGAGCCGAGACGCCGACGACGGACAGCGGCGAGUUAGAGGAUGAUGGAAUGGGCGGAUAUGGAUUCUUCGACGCCGGGAUGCUGCUCCAUGCACUUAAGGGGAUCAAUGCAGACCGGGAGCGUGGCGCGGACAAGCCGGAGAAGCGGCGAUUUGUCGGGAAGAAGCUGCGGCUGAAUGACUAUUGA